Heteronotia binoei (common prickly gecko) is the source of this 2141-nucleotide messenger RNA. Its product is annotated as maestro heat-like repeat-containing protein family member 6. Bases 33 to 2102 code for a protein of 689 amino acids. NCBI's taxonomy places the organism in Eukaryota, Metazoa, Chordata, Lepidosauria, Squamata, Gekkonidae. The record is from RefSeq and is a predicted model, not a curated record. Gene Ontology annotation, cellular component: cytoplasm. The transcript has 15 exons.
AAGAAAAGUUAGAAGAAAUCUGUAAUCUGUACAUGGGGCUAGAUGUGGCAUCUGCUGAAGAACCAGAGAAUAUUACUUCAGAUAAGUUUACACAGACUUACUUUGAGGAUGACAAUGAAGACCCAAUCCAAGAGAUGAACAAAAAUGCAUAUGCAGCUCUCAGGUUUGUUUCUGGCGAAGAAAAAUAUUCUAUGCUGCAAAAGGAAGUCAGAUUGGCGCAAGAUACAGUCUACACUGUCAAUCCAAGAUCAGAAUUUGAGGAUUUCUUCCUGAAGGCGAAUCAGGAAAAAGAGGGUUCAAACAAGUAUUUGGGGGAUCAUCAAGACAUCUUUUCAGCUCCAGAUGAGGAUGAAUUUAAUGAGAUAUCUGACAAGGCUGAUAAAGUGACAACUGUUACAGGUCAGAUACUUAUGGCUGUGGCUGGUCUGAGGGAUACAGACAGAACCAAUAUUGAAGCUGCGGCAGCAAUGCUGACUUCAGUCUUGAAGAAACAAAGGAAUAAACUGAGGACCAAGGUUCCAGAAAUCAUAGAUAUUAUUUACUUCCAUUUGCAAGCUAUUGAGGACCCCAUAUCUAGAAAAGCAGCCAUUGGGGCCAUUUGUCUGUUGGCUGAAACUUACCCAGAGGAAGUGAUCUUGAGUCUUCUGAGUCUCUCGCUGCCCUGCGACAAGCAUGUCACUGAAAUUUGGGAAGCUCUGGCUCAAGCUAAACAACCAGUCAGACUCCAAAUUCUGGCAAAGCUUCUGGAAAUGCUGAAAAGAAAACCUUACCUCCAGAGUGAAUCCCCUGGUUCGAAUAUGAAGGAUAAUUGGUCCCUUAUGCCUCUAGCUGCAACAAAGGCCCUGGGCAUAAUCUUUAAGAACAAGAAUUCCAAAGUGCCUAUGAACAGCUUUUAUGUGUCUGUGAUUAUCUUCCUGGUUAUUCAGCUGCACUAUUUGGUGAACUUUCCAGACGCUGAAUAUGGAAUAGAGGAGAGCCUCAAAACAUCAAGCUAUAUAAGCUGUACUGUGGAAGCCUUAAAAGCUGUAAUUAAAAGGGAGAAGAAUUCUUGGAUGUGUUUCAUGAGUUUAGCAGGAGGCUGGGACCUCUUGUCUUCUCCAGAGAAUUACCUCGAUGGAGUUCUUCUGCUGGCCAGAGCUAUUGUCAAACAUUAUCGAGGGCUGGAUUACGCUGUAUUUACCAAGGUGAUACCACUUCUCCAUCACGGGGAUGACAAACAGAAGCUCACAGCAAUGGCCUUUUUCACUGCACUGCUUUCUUCUGAGUCUACCUACACAGUGCUGCAGAAAAAUUAUAUCCUAGGCCUGCUGAAGAAUUGGAACACUGAUCCAAACCCAACCUAUCGCUGGCUCAGUCUCCAUGGGAUGGGCAAUGUUGCUCUUCACCUGCAAAAUAACAAAGAAUUCACAACGCUGAUUCUGAGUAUCCUUCAGAGUUUUAAUGACCCUGAAGAAAAGGUGAUCUUGACAGCUUUUGAAGUCAUAACCAAGAUUGCUGUGAAGAAGAAUGUCAUGGAGAGUGUGAAGAUUGCCAGGCAACUUCAGCCAUUCUUGGUUGAUGAGAGGGUCAAGAUAUGCUGUGCUGCAAACCAGCUAUUUCAGGAACUCCUUAAGAAUCUGAAAGAUAAAUCCCUUAUGCAGGACCAGGUUCUCAACAGUAUUGUCCCAUUGUUGCUGAAUAUGCAGGAUCAGCAUCCAGACGUAGUCAAGAGUUGUAGAGAAAGCUUAAAACAGUGCAACAUUUUGUUGGGAUGGACUGUACAUGACAGCCAGGACUCUUGGAACAUCACCUGCAAGCACCUUGUUAGGGAAUACCCAGGAAAACUAAGGAACUUCCUGUACCAAGCACAGGACUACAGUCAAAACCCACAAAGGUCUUCAAGAACCGUAGCCAACAUGUUUAUAAACACUAUCUUCGAACACAUGGAAUCUGGCUUUGUGCAAAAGGAAGAAGUAGAUUUCUUGCGGCAAGUUUUCAGUUCUUUGCCGCCAGACAAAGACCACUCUGUCCCUGUUGCCAUCCCUCGAAAACCAGUGAAAGUAUGCAGGUAUUGCCCAGCAAUACUCAGAUGUUUAUGCUAUUUCUCACGAUCCCAUUCAUGAUAUCUGUAUCUGAAGCUAAUAUCCUUCUGAAUAAAGUGG